Messenger RNA from Achroia grisella, 1075 nucleotides. Its product is annotated as probable dimethyladenosine transferase. Gene Ontology annotation, cellular component: mitochondrial matrix. The record is from RefSeq and is a predicted model, not a curated record. Gene Ontology annotation, biological process: rRNA methylation. Bases 141 to 1061 code for a protein of 306 amino acids. The transcript has 5 exons. Lineage: Eukaryota; Metazoa; Arthropoda; Insecta; Lepidoptera; Pyralidae. Gene Ontology annotation, molecular function: rRNA (adenine-N6,N6-)-dimethyltransferase activity.
AUUACAAUCUCUAUCCGAUCUGUGGUCCAAGUGUUAUUCUAACCUAUAGACAUAACCUUAUCACCAAGUUUGAGAUUUAUAAAUAUUUAUUGAAUUCAGUUCGAUUCGAUUUAUAAACUUUUGUCUUCUAUUUAUAAACAAUGCCAAAAAUAAAAGCAGAGAAAAAAUCCAGAAUACAUAAUGACAUUGCUAAACAAGGUAUACAGUUUAAUAAAGAUUUCGGGCAACAUAUACUGAAGAAUCCUCUUAUUAUUACAUCUAUGCUGGACAAAUCUGGUUUGAGACCCACGGAUGUUGCCUUGGAAAUUGGUCCUGGUACUGGAAACAUGACAAUCAAAUUGCUCGACAGAGUGAAAAAAGUAAUUGCUUGUGAAAUAGACACCAGACUUGUGGCUGAACUACAGAAACGUGUACAAGGUACUCCUUAUCAAGCAAAAUUACAAAUACUUGUUGGAGAUGUAUUAAAGACAGAAUUGCCAUUUUUCGAUAUAUGUGUAGCAAAUAUUCCUUACCAAAUUAGUUCACCAUUAGUGUUCAAAUUGUUACUACACAGGCCAUUCUUCAGAUGUGCAGUUUUAAUGUUCCAAAAAGAAUUUGCACAGAGAUUGGUUGCAAAACCAGGUGAUAAGUUGUAUUGUAGAUUGUCAAUCAACACUCAACUGCUGGCACGAGUGGACAUGUUGAUGAAGGUUGGUAAAAACAACUUUAGGCCACCACCAAAAGUUGAAUCUAGUGUAGUACGAAUUGAGCCACGGAAUCCACCUCCUCCAAUUAAUUUUGUUGAAUGGGAUGGUUUGACAAGGAUAGCAUUUGUUAGAAAAAACAAAACAUUAGCAGCUGCUUUCAAGCAUGCUACUACAAUGGCUGUCAUGGAAAAAAACUAUAGAGUACACUGCUCUUUAAAAAAUAAGGAUAUACCAGAAGAUUUUGACAUAAAACAAAAAGUGCAAGAGAUUUUAACUAAUGCCGAAGCUGAUCAAAUGCGAGCAAGGACUAUGGACAUUGAUGACUUCAUGAAAUUAUUACAUGCCUUCAAUGCAGAAGGAAUACAUUUUGCAUAAAUAAUUGUAAAUAC